Messenger RNA from Suncus etruscus (white-toothed pygmy shrew), 9027 nucleotides. RefSeq names its product insulin like growth factor 2 receptor (gene IGF2R). The coding region runs from base 16 to 7536 and encodes 2506 amino acids. Gene Ontology annotation, molecular function: signaling receptor activity; D-mannose binding; insulin-like growth factor binding. Gene Ontology annotation, biological process: lysosomal transport. NCBI's taxonomy places the organism in Eukaryota, Metazoa, Chordata, Mammalia, Eulipotyphla, Soricidae. The transcript has 48 exons. Gene Ontology annotation, cellular component: plasma membrane; trans-Golgi network; late endosome. The record is from RefSeq and is a predicted model, not a curated record.
GGCCCCGGCACCACCAUGGGGGCCGCCGCCGCCGCUGCCCGGAGGAGCGCCCACCUGGGGCCCGUGCGCCCCGGGUGCCCGCUGCGCUCGCCGAUCGCGCUGCAGCAGCUGCUGCCGCUGCUGCUGCUGCUGCUCGCCGGCGCUCCCGGAGCCUCGCGGGCCCAGGGCGCAGACUUCCUCGAGCUGUGCAGCUAUACAUGGGAAGCUGUUGAUACCAAAAAUAACAUACUUUAUAAGAUCAACGUCUGCAAAAAUGUGAACAUCACCCAGUGCGGCUCCUCAAGUGCCAUUUGUAUGUACAACUGGAAGACGAAGACCUACCGCUCUGUGGGUGACCUCUCUCUGAAAACUGCAACCAGAUCGCUUAUGGAAUUCAACACUACGAUGAGCUGCGGCAUCCAGAACCCCAAUCUGAGAAUGCAGAGCAGCAUUGCCUUCUUAUGCGGGAAAACUUUGGGAACCCCUGAAUUUGUCAUGACCGCAGGCUGUGUCCAUUACUUUGAAUGGAGGACUUCUGCUGCUUGUAAAAAGGACAUUUUUAAAGCUAACAAAGAGGUGCCAUGUUACGCCUUUGAUGCCGAGUACAAGAAGCAUGACCUGAACCCACUGAUCAAGACGAGUGGUGGAUACUGGGUGGAUGACUCGGACCCGGACAUCUCCCUGGUCAUCAAUGUGUGCAGAGAUAUCGACACCCUCCGAGACUCCAACCCUCAGCUGCGUGCCUGCCCCCUGGGCACAGCUGCCUGCCUGCUGCGUGGGGACCAGGCUUUCGAUGUGGGCCAGCCCAAGGAUGGCCUGCGAUUCCGGGGCAAGGACAGGCUCAUCCUGACUUAUGGGAAAGAAGGGGCCGGGACGCUGGAUUUCUGCAAUGGCCACAGUCCUGCAGUGACCAUCACUUUCCUGUGUCCCUCGGAACGGAGAGAGGGCACCAUCCCCAAGCUGACCGCCAAAUCCAACUGCCGCUACGAGGUAGAGUGGCCCACAGAGUUCGCCUGCCCUCGGGACUACCUGGAAAGCGACAGCUGCUCCCUCAACAGCGAACAGCAUGACAUCAGUGUGGACCUCCGGCCCCUCAGCCAGCUUGGAGCUACGAGCGUCCCAUACUACUCGGUUCCAGGCGGCAAGGAAUAUACUUUCUUACUGAGCGUGUGUGGGGACACCAACACGGGGGUCUGCAACAAGAAGGAUGCAGCCAUAUGCCAGAUGAAGAACACAGGGGGCCGACAGACCAAAAUCGCGGGAAGAUACCAGAAUUACACCCUCCGCUACUCUGAUGGGGACCUCACCUUGAUCUAUCGCGGUGGAGACGAGUGCAGCUCAGGCUUCCAGCGCAUGACAGUCAUCAACCUGGAGUGUAACAAGACUGCAGGAAAAGGUGCCCCGGUAUUCACGAGUGAGGCAGACUGCACCUACUUCUUCACCUGGGAGACCAAGCAUGCCUGCGUCCGUGAGAAGGAAGCCCUGUUGUGCAGUGUCAACGCUGGCAAGAAGCAGCGCUAUGACCUGUCAGCGCUGGUCCGGCAUGCAGAGCCUGAGCAGAAUUGGGAAGCUGUGGAUGGCAGCCAGCGGGCGUCAGAAAAGAAACUUUACUUUGUGAAUGCCUGCCACCGGGUGCUGCAUCAGGGCAAGGCCAGAGGCUGUCCUGGGGAGGCAGCCGUGUGCUCUGUGGAUAAAAGUGGAAGUAAAAAUCUGGGGAGAUUUCUGACAUCCCCAAUAUUGGAGAAGAGGAACAUUGUCCUCUCGUACACAGACGGGGAUAGCUGUGGGCCAGGCAGGACCAUCAGCUCCAACAUCACGCUGAGGUGCAAGCCAGGGGACCUGGAGAGUGCCCCAGUGCUACGCUCGGUGCAAGAUGAUGGCUGCUUCUACGAGUUUGAGUGGCACUCAGCGGCUGCCUGUGUGCUGUCCCGUACUGAGGGCUCCAACUGCACAGUCUUGGAUGCGGAGGCAGGCUUCUCGUUCGACUUGUCGUCCCUGAGGAAGAAAAAUGGGAGUUACAAGGUGGAGACGGACAAGUAUGAGUUCUACAUCAAUGUGUGUGGCCCCGUCACCGCUGGCGCCUGCCAGGCAGGCUGGGGUGCCUGCCAGGUGGCAAAGAGGCAAAAAAAAGUGUGGAAUCUUGGCAUGAGCAACUCUAAGCUCUCCUACUAUGACGGCAUGAUCCAGUUGAGUUACAAGGACGGGACCCCUUACAGCACUGGCCGCACCAACCCACGCACUACGCUCAUCACCUUCCUGUGUGACCGGGAUGUUGGUGUGGGCACUCCUGAGUACCAGGAUGAGGACAAUUCUGCCUACAACUUCCGCUGGUACACGAGCUUUGCCUGCCCUGAGGAGCCCAUGGAAUGCAUGGUGACCGACCCUACCACACUGGAGCAGUAUGACCUUUCGAGCCUGGCAAAAUGGGAAGGCGGUGCCUCGGGAAAUUGGUUUGCCAUGGACAAUGCAGGCGCGCACAACACCUGGAGGAAGUACUACCUCAACAUGUGCCGGCCCCUCAACCCCGUGCCUGGAUGUGACCGCUACGCAGCUGUGUGCCAGAUGAAAUACGUCAAUGAACAGGGUACCUACUCGGAGGUGGCAUCUAUCAGUAACUUGGGCUCGGCUACCGAGGGCCCGGUGGUAGAGGAGAGAGGCAGCCUGCUGCUGGAGUACGUUAAUGGCUCGACAUGCAUCACCAGUGAUGGCAAACGCACCACCUAUACCACCCGUAUCCACCUUGUCUGCUCCCGUGGCGGCCCGGUCUCUCACCCCAUCUUCUCCCUCAACUGGGAGUGUGUGGUCAGUUUCUUGUGGCAUACAGAGGCCGCCUGCCCCAUCCAGGUCACCACAGACAUCGACCAGGUCUGCUCUAUCAGGGACCCCAGCAGUGGCUUCGUGUUUGACCUGAACCCCCUCAACAUCACGCAGGGCUAUGUGGUGUCAGGCAUUGGAAAGACAUUUCUGCUCAACGUGUGCGGCACCAUGGCCAUUUGUGGGUCCUUCGAAGGGAAGCCAGCAUCAGGGUGCGAGGCCGAGACACCCACACACGAACUGGGGAGCCUGAAACCAGUGCGGCCUGUGGGGCAGGAAAAGAGCCUGCAGCUGUCCCCUGAGGGCUUCAUCACACUCACCUACACGGGGCCCGUGCACCCCCGCCAAGGCACCGCCGACACCUUCAUCAUCCGCUUCACUUGCAACCCUGAUAUCUACCCGGGGAGCCCCAAGUUCUUGCACCAGGACAUCGACUCCAACCUGGAGAUCCGCAACACGUACUUUGAGUUUGAGACUGCACUGGCCUGUGUCCCGUCUCCGGUGGACUGCCAAGUUACAGACUCGGCCGGAAAUGAGUAUGACCUGAGCUCACUGAGCAGAGUGAGGAAGCCCUGGACAGCCGUGGAUACCUCAAGGGAUGGCAGGAGGAGGACUUUCUACCUCAGUGUGUGCAACCCGCUGCCCUACAUCCCCGGCUGUCAUGGUAGUGCAGUGGGGUCGUGCCUGGUGGCUGAGGAGGGCAGCUGGAACCUGGGCGUGGUGCAGAUCAGCCCCCAGGUCACAGCCAAUGGCUCCCUGAGCCUCGUCUACAUCAACGGCGACAAGUGCGGGAACCAGAACCAGCGUUUCUCCACCCGCAUCACGCUCGAGUGCUCGCAGAUCUCGGGAUCACCCACGUUUCAGAUGCGGGACGAGUGUGAGUUUGUGUUCGUCUGGCGAACGGUGGAGGCCUGCCCUGUGGUCAGGGUGGAAGGGGACAACUGUGAGGUACGAGACCCCCGGCACGGGAACCUGUACAGCCUGAGGCCGUUGUCUCUGAAUGACACCAUGGUGCGCACCGGCGAGUACAACUACUACUUCCGCGUGUGUGGGCCACUGAAUCCGGGCCUGUGCCCAGCUGACACCACCGACCUGGACAGAGACAAGGCCAAGGACACGACCAAGGCCAUCGCCUCAUGUCAGGAGAAGCAGGGCCCACAGGGCUUCCACAAAGUGGCCGGCCUCGUCUCUCAGAAGCUGACCUACGAGAACGGGCUGCUGAAGAUGAACCUGACUGGGGGAGAGUCAUGCCACAAAGUUUAUCGGCGCUCCACGGCCAUCUACUUCUAUUGUGACCGCACCACGCAGCGUCCCAUGUUUCUCAGGGAGACGUCCGACUGCUCUUACCUCUUUGAGUGGCGCACCCAGUACGCCUGCCCACCCUUCGACCUCACCCAGUGCUCCUUCAAAGACAAGGAUGGCAAUACUUUCGACCUCUCGGCCCUGUCCAAGUACAGCGACAACUGGGAGGCAGUGACAGGGACUGGCUCCACUGAGCACUACCUCAUUAAUGUCUGCAAGUCCCUAUGGACACAGCCUGGCACAGCGUCAUGCCCUCCUGAAGCUGCUGCCUGCCUCAUUAGUGACUCUCAGCCCAAGAACCUGGGCCGGGUCCGGGAUGGGCCCCAGUGGGACGGCACUGCCACAAUCAUCAAGUAUGUGGAUGGUGAUCUGUGUCCUGACCAGAUCCGAAAGAAGUCCACCACCAUCCGCUUCAUCUGCAGUGAUGGCCCCGUGAGCUCCAGGCCCCUGUUCAUCAGCGCUGUGGAGGACUGCGAAUAUACUUUCACCUGGCCCACACCUGUUGCCUGCCCUGUCAGGAGCAAUGUACACGACAACUGCCAGGUCUCCAAUCCUGUCACAGGGCAUCUGUUCGACCUGACCUCCCUUAGUGGCAAAGUGGGCCACACAGCUGCCUACAGUGAGAAGGGGCUCGUGUACCUCAGCAUUUGUGGGGAGAAUGAGAACUGCGCCCCCGGAGUGGGUGCCUGCUUUGGGCAGACCCGAAUCAGUGUGGGCAAGGCCAACCAACGGCUGACCUACGCGGACCAGGUGCUGCAGCUGACCUACGAGGAUGGCUCCCCGUGCCCAUCCAAGACAGGCCAGACCUACAAGAGCGUCAUCAGCUUCGUGUGCCGGCCCGAGGCAGGCCCCACCAACCGGCCCAUGCUCGUGUCCCUAGACAAACAAACCUGCACGCUCUUCUUCUCCUGGCACACACCCCUGGCCUGCGAGCAGGUGACCGAGUGCUACGUGCGGAACGGCAGCUCCAUCAUCGACCUGACUCCCCUCAUCCACCGCACUGGGGGCUAUGAGGCAUAUGAUGAGAGUGAGGACGAGGAGAAUGCUGAGGGCUACCCUGACUUCUACAUCAACAUCUGCCAGCCACUCAACCCCAUGCACGGCGUGGCCUGCCCCGCUGGCUCCGCAAUCUGCAAAGUGCCUGUGGACGGCAACCCCAUAGAUAUAGGCCGUGUCACUGGCCCCCCGAUCCUCAACCCCAUAGCCAACGAGAUCUACUUGAACUUCGAGAGCAGCACCCCUUGUGCUGCAGACCCCCACUCCAACUACACCUCUCUCAUCGCCUUCCACUGUAAGCGAGGCGUGAGCAUGGGAACCCCAAAGCUGCUGAGGACCAGCGAAUGUGACUUUGUGUUUCAAUGGGACACACCUCUGGUGUGCCCAGAUGAGGUGAAGGCAGAUGGCUGUGCCCUUACGGAUGAGCAGCUGUUCUACAGCUUCAACUUGAGUAGCCUCUCCAAGAACAUCUUCAAGGUGACAAGGGACUCACGCACAUACAGCGUGGGGGUGUGCACCGCUGCAGCGGGCCCCGAGCAGGGUGGCUGCAAGGAUGGCGGAGUGUGUCUACUCUCGGGGGACAGCAAAGGUGCCUCCUUCGGGCGCCUGGCGUCCAUGCAGCUGGACUAUCGGCACCAGGACGAGGCAGUUAUUCUGAGCUAUGUCAAUGGGGACACCUGCCCCCCAGAGACCGAGGACGGGGAGCCGUGCGUGUUUCCCUUUAUAUUCAAAGGGAAGAGCUACAGUGAGUGCCUGGUGGAGGGUCGGGCACGGCUGUGGUGUGCCACGACCGCCAACUACGACCGGGACCAUGAGUGGGGCUUCUGUCGGCUCGCAGCCACCAGCCACCGGACAUCUGCCAUCAUCUUCAAGUGUGACGAGAACGAGGAACUUGGGCGGCCCCAGGUCCUGAGCGAGAUUCGGGGCUGUGAGGUGACAUUUGAGUGGAAGACACGGGUGGUGUGCCCACCGAGGCGGAUGGAAUGCCAGUUCGCACGCCAGCACCACACCUAUGACCUGCGCCAGCUCUCCUCACUCACCGGCGCCUGGUCCUUCAACUAUGAGGGCACCUCGUACUAUGUCAACCUGUGUCGGGAAGUGUUCCAGGGCCCUCCAGGCUGCUCGCCACGGGCCAGCGUGUGCAGGAAGAACCCUGUUGGGCAGGUGGAAGUCCUGGGGCUCGUUCACACCCAGAAGCUGGACGUCAUAGAUGACAGGCUCAUGCUGACAUACUCUCGGGGCCACUCAUGUGGUGACAAUAGGACAGCGGCCACUGUCAUUGAGCUGGGCUGUGCGGGGACCGUGGGCAGGCCAGCCUUCAAGAGGUUUGAUCCCGAAAGCUGCACUUACCACUUCAGCUGGGACUCUCGAGCUGCCUGCGCCGUGAAACCCCAAGAGGUGACUGUAAUUAAUGGAACCCUGACCCACCCGACCACGGGCAAGGAGCUGAGCCUCACAGACAUCUACUUCAAGCUCUUCAGCGCGUCUGGAGACAUCCGUCCCAAUGGAGACCAGUACCGCUAUGAGAUCCAGCUGUCCACCAUCCAGAAUUCCUCCCACCCCGACUGCACCGGCGCCAAUGUGUGCCAGCUGAAACUGGGCGAGGAGCGCUUCAGCAGGAAAGUGGGCAUCCCUGCCAACACCAAGUACUACCUCCAAGAUGGUGAUCUUGAUGCCGUGUUUACCUCCAAUUCCAAGUGUGGGAAGGACCGGACAAAGGUCGUCUCGUCCACCAUCUUCUUCCACUGUGACCCCAUGGUGCAGGAGGGGACCCCUGAGUUCAGCCACGAGACUGCUGACUGCCAGUACCUCUUCUCGUGGUACACCUCUGCUGUGUGCCCUCUGGGGGAGGGCCUGGAUGGCAGUGAGGCUGAGGAGGAAGAGGACGAGCUGGAGCACCACGGGCUGUCGGAGCGUAGCCAGGCAGUGGGGGCAGUGCUCAGCCUGCUGUUGGUGGCGCUCACUGCAUGCCUGCUGGGGCUCCUGCUCUACAAGAAGGAAAGACGGGAGACUGUCAUCAGCAAGUUGGCGGCCUGCUGCAGGAGAAGCGCCCCUGUGUCCUACAAAUACUCCAAGGUGAAUAAGGAAGAGGAGAUGGAUGAGAACGAGACGGAAUGGCUGAUGGAAGAGAUCCAGGUGACCACCCCGCGACCCACCAAGGAUGGCCCGGAGAAUGGCCAUGUCACCGCCAAGUCUGUGACGGCAGAGGCGUUGUCCUCCCUGCGCAGCGAAGACCCUGACAGUGAGGAUGAGGUGCUGGCCAUCCCUGAGGUGAAGGUGCAUACGGUGCCUUCUGUGCGUGGGCCCGCGGCUGGCGCUGAGGCCGGGCCCCCCCCACGCAUGGGCCUGGUGCCAGCUGAGAAGGUGCACCGGGCCCGGCCCCGCACUGCGCACCCAGCUGCUGCCUUCCAUGACGAUAGCGAUGAGGAUCUCCUGCACAUCUAAGCCCUCGCGCUGCCCCCACCGCACCCCACCUGACCUCCCAGCCAUGGCACCUCCAACCAAAUACUGAGACUUUUCACCGCGUUGACGCGCCCACCAUCAGUUUUGCCUUUAACAAAAACCGUCUCCAAAGGGAAGAGUUUUUGCGCAGGGAGGGGAGAAAGGGGGAAGGGUCUGUGCUGAUAGGGCCAGCCCUGGGCUUUUUUGGGGUGAGGCAUUGUCCUGUCCCAACCCCAAGCCCAUGCCUGUCCAGCAGGCACAGUAGUAAGGCUGCUUGCCACCACCUUUGUCGGCUGCUCUGGCUCCUUUGCGGCCAUUUGGCCUUGACAUCCCAGAACCCUUGCCCCUCCUGCUAAUGGACUUUGUCAAUUACUCAGGUCUGCAGACAAAGGAAACACACACAUAUGUGCACACACACACACACAACACACACACCCACACCCACACACCAGACUCUUCCUGCCGGCAGCAGUAGGAAGGUACCGGUUCGGCGUGGUCAGGAGAGGGAGGGGGUUUGCCAGGAUGGUUUCCGACGAGCAUAAUGAAGUUCGGACCCGGGCAAUCAUGUAGCCUCAAAGGCAGAGUAUUUGGCUCUGUCUCUUUUCUCUUUUAUUUGCUUUCUUUGACUUUGACUGGGAGCACUCGGCGUGUGGCGCCUGCACACGCCUGGUCUCCCGCCUCACAUUUCCCUCCCCCCACCCACCCCAAAUGCUCAGGCUUUGUGGAGGUCAAGGGGCUGGGAGAGGGCUGUUCUUCGCCUUUAGUCAGUAAACGGCUGCAACUUUUGCAUGAUGUCUUUGAUCCUACGUGUACAGAGCACAUGUAUCAGUAUUUUCUUUCACCAGUCGGUGAAUUCAUAUGAUCCACCCAAAGAUUGACUUUUUUUUUUGUUUAUUUUUGGUUGUUGUUCUUUUGUUUUAUUAUUCUUGAAGUUUUAAUCUGGUGUGUGUGUCUUGAGGGUGGAGCUGAGACCAGAUCAGAGGAAACGACUCUGGGAUGUGGCUUCUCAUCUCUCCGCUUCUCAGGAUGCCACCUUUUACUGUGCUUAUUUUUGUAAGAAGUGUUUAUCAACCGUGUGACCUAUAAGAAGCCUUAAUUUGCACAGCGUGUGGCUUUUACAGACGCUGUGGCUGCAGGGGGGCCACCAGCAACCGGGCUCUGUCCUCAUGCCCUAUGUAGGGGGUCAAGUGGGCGGCUAGCGUAGCCGUAUAUUGGGGGGCUCGUCUGCUUAUCCUGCCCAACCGGCUGUGGUUCCUUCCUUAGAAGUGUGUAAUGAAUGACUUUUCUCACAUAUAGACUUGUACAUAGACUCGAGUGGUAUUUCCUCGGCCGAGACGCAAACCCUGGCUCUAGAAUCCUGGGUGGGCACUCGGUUUGACAUAUUCGAUUUUCAACAUGAGUGUAUUUUUAAAAAUUGAUUUUCUUUGCUCAUUUUUUCCAAUCAAAUUUACUGUAAUAUGAAGUAUUCAAUUUCAAUAAAAAAUAAAUAAAUUA